GGCGUCUGCAUUGAAGCAAACAAAUUCUAUAGCGUGUUAAUCACUUAUUUGCUUAUAAUCUUUAAUUAAACUAAUAUGAUACAACAGCAGCCAAAGUGGGGUUCGGAAAAAUAUUCCACUUGAUUCUCAUUUCUCUUCUCCACCAUACCCCACUCAAAUUUUUUCUAUAUUUACGCUCAAAUCAUUCAUUAUUUUCUAACUCAAACCCCUAUACACACGGACUCAAAUCAUUGAAAAAUGAGUGAGGUCGUGGAAGUAUAUUCAAGCCCAGUAAUGAUCGUGAAAAACCCUUCUAGAUCAGAAUCUCCAGUUCCGGUGAUCUCAGCACCACCCUACCAAUUGAGUCGGUCACCGUUGAUUCUUGAUUCAGAUAAUCAAAAGAACCUUAAGAGCCCAUUUUCUGUGAUUACACCUUUAGCGAGUCCGAUGAAAAAGGCCAUGAAAAGCAUGCAAAAUUACCUUGAAGAAAUUGGUCAUCUGACGAAGCUUGAUCCACAAGAAGAUUGGCUUCCCAUUACUGAGUCAAGAAAUGGGAAUGCAUAUUAUGCUGCAUUUCAUACCCUAAGUUCAGGGAUUGGAAUUCAAGCCCUUGUUCUUCCACUUGCUUUUGCUGCACUUGGUUGGACAUGGGGAAUUAUAUGCUUAUCAUUGGCAUUUGUAUGGCAAUUAUACACGUUAUGGUUACUAAUCCAACUCCAUGAAUCCGUCCCUGGAACUCGCCAUAGCCGAUACCUCUUGCUCUCAAUGGCUGCUUUUGGUAAUAAACUAGGAAAACUAAUGGCGCUUCUCCCAACGAUGUAUCUCUCUAGUGGCACUUGUAUAACCCUAAUAAUGAUCGGUGGGGCCGCCUUGAAAAUCUUCUUCCAAAUUGUGUGUAGCAACCCCACAUGCAAUGCUAAUUCAAUAACAACCGUUGAGUGGUACAUUGUUUUCACUUGCUCCGCUGUGAUCUUGGCUCAACUUCCCAACUUGAACUCCGUCGCCGGAGUAUCCCUGAUCGGCGCCGCCACGGCAGUCACAUAUUGUACUUUAACAUGGGUUUUGUCUGUCACCAAAAACAGGCCAAAUGGCAUAUCCUAUGAACCCUUACAGACCAAAUCUGAUAUUGCUAACAUAUGCAGCAUUCUCAAUGCGCUUGGAAUUAUUGCAUUUACUUUCAGGGGACACAAUCUUGCCUUAGAAAUACAGGGAACUAUGCCUUCUAGUCUAAAGCACCCAUCGCAUCUGCCAAUGUGGAAAGGGGUGAAGUUUUCAUAUCUAAUCAUCGCCUGCUGUUUGUUUCCACUGGCAAUAGGAGGCUAUUGGGCAUAUGGGAAUUUUCUAAUUCUCCAUUCUGAUGACAAUGCACUUUUUCACCAGAUGCCUACAAAUGCAGGGAUUCUGAGUGCAUUGGACCAGUAUCAUGUACAUGACACAAGUAAGGUGAUUCUGGGGUUAACAAGUCUCUUGGUCUUGAUCAACAGCCUUACCUCUUUCCAAAUAUACGCAAUGCCAGUUUUUGACAAUUUCGAGUUCAAGUACACUAGAAAUCAGAACAGACCAUGUCCAUGGUGGGUUAGGACGGCACUGCGUCUGUUCUUUGGAUGCCUGGCACUCUUCGUAGCCAUAGCAUUGCCAUUCUUGCCUAGUUUGGCUGGAUUGAUUGGAGGGAUUGCAUUGCCGGUAACUUUAGCAUAUCCCUGCUUGAUGUGGAUUAUGAUCAAGAAGCCAGAAAAGUAUAGUGCAAUGUGGUAUCUCAAUUGGUCACUAGGGUCUCUGGGACUGAUACUGAGCAUUCUACUAGUAUUGGGAGCAAUAUGGACCAUAGUGACACGGGGAAUAGAAGCCCACUUUUUCAAGCCCCAGUGAGUAGGUAGACUAUGAUAAUGUCAAAAGCUACUUACAACUCUUGCUAAUUAGUAGAGACUUCUCUGAUGUUGGUCACCUAUCGAAUGCACAAAGUAAAAUGUAAGGUCAUGCACUCAUGUCUGAAAUCAAGACAAUGGAAAAUAGUAUACAAUUGAAGGGAUGCACCAUUUGAUUGCGUGUUGAAUAACAACAAAUAUGGUCUAAAUUUCCAUACACAAGGUUGUGGAAGAUAGCCUCAAGUUUGCUGUAUCUAAGUUUGCGCAACAAUAACAUAAUUAGGACAUGUAAUGCCAGUACAAACACCAAAUCUACA
Molecule: messenger RNA, 2161 nt
Organism: Olea europaea var. sylvestris
Lineage: Eukaryota; Viridiplantae; Streptophyta; Magnoliopsida; Lamiales; Oleaceae
Product: lysine histidine transporter-like 8
Exons: 4
Coding region: 238-1848 (536 amino acids)
Cellular component (GO): plasma membrane
Source: RefSeq, a predicted model, not a curated record